CAAAUCUUCCACGCACCAAGAAGGGGACCACMCAAGUCACACCGCACCGCUGCAUUUGUAUAUCUCUUCGGUUCCGUGGAGCAAAAGCCGCGCAAACCGAUGAUGCCACUGGCGGCACACUGCGUCCAAACGACCGGCGAUCUGUUUCUCGUCAGGAUCCAUCGCCGACCUUCCGGGGAGGAACCCUCCGAUGCCGGUGCGAGAACCAGCGCGAGCGACGGUGGCGAUCGAAGGAACGAACGCGUCCGGGGCAUCGAGGCGGCACCGCCCGGCGUCGUGUCGUCGUGGGUCGGGAAAAUGGCGGACGCCCUCCAGGAGCAGUGGCCCAGGGAAGGGCGCUCGGCCGUUCGCUCCGAGCCGCAUUCUCGCUCGGGCGGCACGGAGGCCACCGGUGCGGACGACAGCGGCAGCGGCUACUACCGAAACUACAUCGUCCACCACGAGCGAUCCGCUCCCUCGUACAGCCUGGCGUGCAGCUACCUGCUGCUGUCGGUGCCGCCGGCCACUCCCGGCGAAGGACCACCGGCCGCGAGCGUGGUGGGACACGGCCGGCUCAUGGAAUGCUACGAGAGCGCCGGGGGGAACGCCGCCGCCGCGACGUACAUCCUCGUCGACCGGGAGCGGCGCGGCAGCGGGUACGGGACCGCCCUCCUGGGCCUCCUGGAGCGGGAGGCCGUGGGGAACCGGCUGGUGGGCGGCCCGUACCACUUUGUCUACCUCUGGUGCAAGGCCUCCACCGCGGCCUUUUACGAGCGCAGGUGCGGCUACGCCAGGGCUAGGAACCGGGUCAGCCUCCAGCGGCCCUGCCUCAAGGCCCUGGCCGCCACGAGCGUGCAGUCUCUGGAGGCCGUCCUCCGGCUCGGCCGGGAGCGCCACCGCCGGGGGGAGGACGGUGGCGGAAACGGAAAGGCCGACAGCGGAACCGGGGGAGCGCCCCGCGGAAAGAAACUGGAAACCGUCGUGCUGCUGCCCGACCGGGGUGGCACGCCCUCGGCCACCAAAGGAGGACAGCCCGUGGCGGAGGAAGACGUUUGGUUGCGAAAGCGCCUCGUCGACCACGUCGACUCCGUUCGGGUUGCGGAAACCGAACGGAAGGAAGAAAUGAACCGGUUCGUGGCCUCCGUGUCCGACCCGGAACACGCUUCGCGCGUUUGGUAUCGAUGGAAUCCCCGCGUUCCGUGGCAGAUGCAGAUUGGCCCCUCCUGUGGAUUGACGGCCGUUCGAAUGGUCAAGGACCAUUACCGCUGGCCCGCCAACCACGAACGGGACCGGGAAGGGAACCAGACACGGGACCGGAGAGAACACGGAUGCGACUCCGACCGAUGUCCCUCGUUGCUGGCCGAUGCACGAGCACGCGGUUACACACAAGACGGCGAGGUCUUCGAUGCCGACCACCUGCGGAAGCUGGUGGAAGACCAGCUGGGAUCGGUCGCAGCAGUCCCCCGAAACGGCGUCGAUCGCGGCACCGAACGCGACCCCGGCGGGAGUCCUUCCGUGGCGGGUGGGGAGGAUGCCUUCCUCACCGUCCGGACGAGGGAGACCGCAUCGCUGGCCGCGAGCGAGCUGGACUCGACGCUGAGGGACGGCGGCCUCUGGAUUCUUCCCUACGAUUCCCACCCACGAACGAAGCAGCCGUGCCGGAUGCAGGGGAAACGCGCCCACUGGGGCAUUGUCGUCGGGAUGCUCGUCUCCCGGCCUUGCACCGUUAGCCAAGGGGACGGUGAAACCCGCAGAGAACCGCCCGGGGAAAGGGGGUCUGUUUCCCCCCUGCCGAUGCCACCGGACGACGCCGGCGGCGGCGACGAGCACAUCUUCGAACCAGCACCGCAGCCACCGAAGACGGUUGGCGAUUCGGCGAUCGGCGCAACGGAAUCACCCUUGCACAGCGAUCCGAAACCCGUCGUGUACUGGAUGGUCCAGCACAGUCUUUCCUCCAAGUGGGCGAUUGCACCCAUGGAGGAAUGGGUCGCAUCCAAUCGGCAGCUGGUUUCUUUCGACGACGACAAAUUUGCGUUGGACCGGGAAAGUGGAUUGAAUCUGAAGAACAAGAUCAUCGAGAUUUUCCCGUCGCGAAGCAAUCGACGCAAACCAAGGUAGAAUCUAGAGUUUUGUUGUAUCGCAGCGAUGAAUAGAAUAGAAUAGGGCUGGGGUGCUGCGUGUCUCUUUUUUAUGUCCAGACAGAUCCCCUUCACGACAGUUUUGAUGCAAUGAUUGAGCCAUUUCAAUGCGCAAUGUUUGGUUUUCACCGAGUACUUUUCGUGUCGGAUGCUUUGGUAGUAGUAUCAGAAAAAUUAUAGAUUUACAGAAUUGUUUGUCAGCAGUAUUUCAGCUUUAAGUGGUUUUCCCCCGAACGUUUGUGACAAUCUUCAGCGAAGGAUUUGAUUUCAUUGUAAUAGACGUAGUAAACUUAAAAUCGACGUCUUUCUGAGAGGGGGACAAACGAAUCACAAAAUGACGAAUCAACGGGGCCAUGAGCAAUUUCGCUUCCAUCUCGGCAAAAUAGUAUCCGAUGCAGUUCCUGGGCCCGUUCGAGAAAGGCAUAUAUGCAUGCUUAUUACUCGCCGGAUGUUCUUUGCCAAGCCAACGCUCGGGCUGGAAUACAUCCGGGUCUUUCCAAUAAAGGGGAUGCCUGUGGAGUAGAUGGAUAGGAAUCGUCAGCCUCGUGCCAGCAGGAAUGGUGAGGCCUUUGUAAUGUUCUUCAUACACGUUGUAGCGAACGAUCAUACCCGCCGGUGGAUACAUGCGAAGGACUUCUUUCAUAAAGGCAUCAAAGUAAGUCAUCUUUUCUAUCAUUUCAAUUGUAAUGUCCGAUUCCUCGUCUUUCGAAGAAUGCGUUUCAAUGUCUGCAAAAACCAUUUCCUGGAUUUCUGGGUUCUUGCAAAGUGCGAAAAUGGCCCAGUGACACCAAGUGGCAGUGGUUUCGUGACCAGCCAAAAGGAAUGUUUUGACUUCGUCCCGGAGUUCCUCCAUUACAAGACUUUUUCUCGAAGACUUUUUCGUAUCCGAAUUCUCCGCAUCGAGCAAUCUCUGCAAGAGAGAUAUUUGGCCAAAACCAAGAGUUUUUGUCGCAUCGCCUUUUUCUAACAUCUUCGUCUUCUCUAGUUUCAAUUUGGCUGCCGUCACGACUUCAUCAACAGCUUCGUCUAACAUCUUGCUCGAUUUAGCUGUUGAAAAAUCCAGAAACGAGAUAUUCAUCAGCUGCAUAAGAAUUCUUGUCCCCGUAUUCUCAAACAUCGAUGUCAUCGCUUGCACCACUCUGUCAUUCACACGGGUACUCUCGGUUACACCAUCUUCGCCUUCGUGAACCCAUUGUUCUAUGGAGUCGAGAGCGUGGAAGUCGUGCGAGAAUGCGACCUCUCCAAUAAUUUCAAGGGUGAGGUUCGAAAUUUGAUUCAUCACCGUGAUCUCCCGUCCUUCCGCCUUUUCCCAGAAGCCGAUGAACGUUCUCAUGAUAUUUGGUAUGUAGUGCCCCAGGGACUCACGUAUCAAGCCGGGCUGAAACGAUGGGUGGACAAUUCGUCUGUGGCGUUGCCAAUCCUUUCCUUCGAGAGUGACCAAGCCGUUUCCAACGAGCGGAAUCAAACCCAUGAGUUUUUUCACAAACCGUGGAUUUUCUCCGUAAUUUGAAAACAGUAUCUCUCGCACGACAUCCGCGUCCAGCACUAAGAUGGUGUGCGUUCCUAUCGGCAGAGUGUAAUGAAUGAAUUUUGUGUCCAAACCAGCCUUCUUCCACCAUCGUUUGUGGGGUUCACAAAACGGUUCUCUCCGAAUCUUUCCGAAUUGUCCUGUGAUCACACAAAAAGUGGCCAAGAUGAGAAUGCUGCGUUGGUCGGUGUAGAAUAGAGCAUCGUCUCACACGGGCUAUUUAAAAUACAUAAAUAAUUAUUCUUACCCAUUAUGUACGACUCGUAGCGAGGACCGGGCAACGACCACAACGGCGAUGUCAGGAACUGAAUGUAAACCCAUAGGAAAUGAACCAAGCGCCAAGCUACUACGGCAGCAACUAUGUGCAGUGGAUCGAUGCCAAAUAAAAUCAUUUCUUAGCU
Messenger RNA from Pseudo-nitzschia multistriata, 4046 nucleotides. Lineage: Eukaryota; Bacillariophyta; Bacillariophyceae; Bacillariales; Bacillariaceae. The record is from the annotation of a GenBank genome assembly.